This is a messenger RNA of Dromiciops gliroides (monito del monte), 1454 nucleotides long. It is a transcript of the gene ABT1, whose product is annotated as activator of basal transcription 1. The transcript has 4 exons. The record is from RefSeq and is a predicted model, not a curated record. Gene Ontology annotation, cellular component: nucleolus. The coding region runs from base 1 to 1077 and encodes 358 amino acids. Gene Ontology annotation, molecular function: RNA binding. NCBI's taxonomy places the organism in Eukaryota, Metazoa, Chordata, Mammalia, Microbiotheria, Microbiotheriidae. Gene Ontology annotation, biological process: endonucleolytic cleavage in ITS1 to separate SSU-rRNA from 5.8S rRNA and LSU-rRNA from tricistronic rRNA transcript (SSU-rRNA, 5.8S rRNA, LSU-rRNA); endonucleolytic cleavage in 5'-ETS of tricistronic rRNA transcript (SSU-rRNA, 5.8S rRNA, LSU-rRNA); small-subunit processome assembly.
AUGGUUGCACUCGUUCAGAGCUCCACCGAGGGCUCGUGCGUGACACCCGAGCUGGAUGCCGGCCUCUCCGCGGCCUCUCCAGCUCGGACCCCAGGCCCGACUCUGGGCGGCUGGGCCGGGAAGCGCGAGAAGGCGUCUCGGUGCCCCGCCCCGGGCUUUGGGGGGGGGCGGAGCACUGAUGGCCAGGCCCAGCCGGCGGGGUUUCCCAUUGGGCGUAGUUGCUUGUCGGCACUCGCGGUGUCCCGGAUGGCGCUGAGAGCUCCGAGGUUGGGGCCGGGCUCCGAGGUCUUCGGGGGCAGCUCUCCGCCGGAGUUCGAGUCGGAGACAGAGUCGGAGUUGGUGUCGGCGUCGUCGGAGUCGUCUGAAACUGCAGGGGAAUUCGGGCCGAGCAGUAGGCGAGUAGUACCCGGCAUCGUCUACCUGGGGCAUAUCCCGCCGUGCUUCCGGCCCCUGCAUGUGCGGAACUUGCUCAGCGCCCACGGCGAGAUCGGCCGCGUGUUCUUCCAGCCGGAGGAUCAUUUGGGCCGGCGAAAGAAGACCGCGACCGCCUCUGGGGGGCGCCGCCUGGGGCAGAGCUACACCGAGGGCUGGGUGGAGUUCCGGGACAAGCGGGUGGCCAAGUUGGUGGUGGCCAGCCUGCACAACACGCCCAUGGGUGCCCAGCGCCGAAGCCCCUUCCGCUAUGACCUAUGGAACCUGAAGUACUUGCACAGAUUCAAGUGGUGCCACCUGAGCGAACGCCUGGCCUAUGAGAGGCAGGUCCGGCAGCAGCGUGUAAGGGCAGAGAUCUCUCAGGCCAAGCGGGAAACAGACUUUUACCUGCAGAGCGUGGAGAAGAGUAAACAUUUCCUGAAGAAGGCAGAAGCUGCAUUGGCUGUUUGUGGGGAGGGGUCAGCAGUCCAAGAGAGAAGUUGGGGCUUCAUCCAGCGUCCCACAGAGCUGGAGAUCAGAAAGCACAGAGAGUUUCAGGCCAGCCAGAGCAAGGAAGGACAGCUACAAGCCCAGAUAGACAAGUUUGCCAAGAAGGCCCGGCCAAAUGAGCCUUUCCUGGCCAAAAUCUUUGGUCCCAGCACCUGAGUUUCUGUGAAACUGACUUUAAUAACCUCAGCUUGGCCAGCACAGUGUAAAGGGGCUGGUGGGGAAUAGGAUGCAAAAAUCUAGUUUUGGGGGCAGCUAGGUGGCACAGUAGAUAAGCACGGGCCCUGGAUUCAGGAGGAUCUGAGUUCAAAGCCAGCCUCAGACACUUGACACUUACUAGCUGUGUGACCCUGGGCAAGUCACUUAACCCUCACUGCCCCCCCAAAAAAGAAAAAAAAAUCUAGUUCCAUUCCAGAUUCUUUCUUGCCCAAUGACAGCUUCCGAGGAACUUCGUCUUGACAAGCUUCAGGAUCAGUCUUUAACUUGCAAGUUAACAAUAAAGUAUUGGCAGUAGGGACUUUUUAAAAAUUUUUUUU